Amyelois transitella is the source of this 1447-nucleotide messenger RNA. Its product is annotated as formin-like protein 1. The coding region runs from base 234 to 1307 and encodes 357 amino acids. The record is from RefSeq and is a predicted model, not a curated record. The transcript is spliced from 3 exons. NCBI's taxonomy places the organism in Eukaryota, Metazoa, Arthropoda, Insecta, Lepidoptera, Pyralidae.
GCGGGUCCACACAGAGCGAGCAGCCUCGCGAGGCAUUUGCCGCGCGAGGCCGCUCGGUCUAUGUAGACGUGCCUCGGCCGAGGAAAUCGCGUGUACCGCCGCGGGCGAGCGACCGAGCGUCCGAGCAACCGAGUGUCGGCUUUUUGUUUUGCUCAAAGGCGCCUCAGUCGUUUGCCGCGCGCACUCUGGACGCACGUGUAUUUUGUUUCGUGCCUCGCUCGAGCUUAAUAAUUAUGGAUAAAGAUCAGUGUUUGAAAUUAAUAUCUCUCUAUGGUGUAAACACCUGGCUAUGGAAUGCAAGUGAUCCUAAUUAUACAAAUAGAGGGCUUAGAGAAGAUGCCUGGUUAAAUAUUAGCCGCGAGAUGAAUAUCCCCAUUCCUGAUUUAAAAAAGAAGAUGGAGUCGUUGAUGGGAUCCUACCGGAGGGAAAAAUCACGAGAAAAGAAAAGUCGUUUGACAGGAUCAGGUCGUGAUGACGUUUAUAAAUCCAGCUGGUUUGCAUAUAAUGCCUUUGCAUUUAUGUCUGAUAGGAACGAGCCAGGUACCACGCGGGAUACUAUGGAAAAUAAUGAAACCGAUACUAACGAUGAAACAGUAAGCGCAACUCAACUCGCUCAAGACCCUUCACCUGACAACGACAAUAUUCAAGUUAUGGAAAAUCAGCAACAACAAGAUGACACCAAUAACACACAAUUUAGAGUUGGAACGCAAGACCAGAGAUCCAGAAAACGAAGCAAAAAAAGACCUGCGAAAGACACAGACGAUUUAUCGGACGAAACUCUUUCCGAAGCUUUCAGGAUUCUCCAGCAGUGCGCAGAACCACAGCCAGCCCCACAGCCGCCUUGUGACUCGUAUUCGGCAUUUGGACAAUACAUAGCCAACGAAUUGAGAAACUAUGAUCCAGUAACUCUGGCGCAUGUAAAAAAAGAUAUAUGCGCAAUAAUAUUUCAAGCCAACACAGGAGCUUAUCAACAAUAUGGCUAUUAUACACAGAACUAUGCUAGGUCUAUGCAACAUCCUAGCAGUCAUGCUUCAUCUUACACCGAUCCGAUGUCUCCCUCACCACUACCUCCUCAACCAGCAAUUACCUCCUUUCCGAUGACUUCUCCAAUUCAAUCAGAGAUUCCACUUCCCCCUUCCCCUCCAAUGACUUCUCAAAAUCCAUCAGAGAUUCCUCCUCCCCCUUCCCCUCCAAUGACUUCUCAAAAUCCAUCAGAGAUUCCUCCUCCCCCUUCCCCUCCAAUGACUUCUCAAAAUCCAUCAGAGAUUCCUCCUCCCCCUCUGCCUCCUAAAUAUACUAAAACAUAAUGCGAGCGACACGUUGAAAUUGACUUCACUUUUCUUUCUUUUUCUUUUUUUGUUAUUUGUGUGCAGUUACUGUGAAAGUUAUAAUUAAAGUGAUUGGACUAAAUUGAAUAGAUAUUGUUUUUCUUUCACUUACCUUUACA